Messenger RNA from Musca domestica (house fly), 3200 nucleotides. Its product is annotated as GATA zinc finger domain-containing protein 10. The record is from RefSeq and is a predicted model, not a curated record. Gene Ontology annotation, molecular function: protein binding. The transcript is spliced from 11 exons. Bases 1056 to 2468 code for a protein of 470 amino acids. Gene Ontology annotation, biological process: cytoskeleton organization. Lineage: Eukaryota; Metazoa; Arthropoda; Insecta; Diptera; Muscidae.
AUCAUUUGCUCAGUCUCAGUGGCCGCGUUGCAUGUACAACACGUUUUUAACGGUAGAAUUUCUAUGCUGUGUGUGUUUCGGUAGAUUUAGAUGAGGAGAGACGGUUUUCUUGUUUGUCUGUCGGUACGUGUUGAUUGUACGGUUGGUUGAAGAAGAAGGUUCCUUUCAUUCUUCCCUUCUCUCCCAAUAAGAUAAAAAACAACAACAAAAAUAUACACAACGUUGUAUUAACCGUAUGCGGUAUAUUAAAGAAAAAAAAAAUAAUAAAACAGGGAAAAUCGGGUAAAUGCAUGAGAAAAUCUAAAGAAAAAUAGCUAUCCAACAGAAAAAAAGAAGGAAAGAAAAUUAUUAUCAAAGAAGGUAGACAAGAAGGAAGCAAAAAAUAAAAUUAACAAAAUAAUCUGGGCAUUUUAUGUAAAACAAACGAAAAUAUUAAACAAAUAAAUUGCUGUGAAAGGCAAUAACGGUAAAAAGUGUUGGCUUAAUAGCGUGAGAGUAGUGGGAAAAUCCCACGCACAAUUUCGACAGAGCAAGAAAAAACACGCAUAAAUCAAGCAGCUGGGUUAUUGGAAAAGUGGAAAAAUCAUCAAAUAAUGCAAAAAAAGUUUUAUUAAAGAAAAAAUAAUUGUGGAAAAUAUGUAAAUAAACAGGAAAAUUUUGUGCAAGUCUUAGUUUGGAAAGCAGUGUUAACGUUAAGUCGGGUGAUUGCAGCAGCACAUUGACGGCAAACCAAACAACGAUAAAAGCGGCAUUUCAUUUCAUAGCGGCCGCUGACUUGUAACGACAGCGAGAACUCUGAACUAUUGCCGCAAUUUUACAAUUCCUGAAAACAAACAAACGGCAAAGAACAAAACCAACAAAAAAAUACGAAAUUCCAUCCAAAGCCAAUUGAAAUUGCAUCACAAGCUAGCCAGCCGCUAGCCAAGUAGUCAUCAUCAUCAUCGUCGUCGGCCACAACAAACUACCACGACGACGUCAGCAACAAUAAUACACAUAAUAACAACAACAACGAGUAUCACGUCGUCGAGCGACAACAUUAACGCAUCGCCAUCAUCAUGACACGCCUCACGGAAGAAAUGGUCAUUGCACGAUCCAAACAAUCGGAUUUAAGCUCUAUUAAAAAACUUAAUUGUUGGGGAAGUGAUCUCAGUGAUGUAUCCAUAAUAAAACGUAUGCGUGGUGUUGAAGUGUUGGCGUUAAGUGUCAACAAAAUCAGCACCCUACAGCCAUUCGAAGACUGCCUGAAACUACAGGAAUUAUAUUUACGAAAAAAUUGCAUUCAGGACAUAAAUGAAAUUGCCUAUCUGCAAAAUCUACCAAAUCUCAAGUAUCUGUGGCUGGAGGAGAAUCCGUGCUGUGAGCGAGUUGGACCUGCUUAUCGCGCAAUUGUAUUGCGUGCUCUGCCAAAUCUCAAGAAAUUGGAUAACGUCGAAGUGACACAAGAGGAAGUGGACGAAGCAUUGCGGGCUGGCAGUGGUGGCGGCGGCGGUGGAGGAGGUGGCAGUGCGGCCGUCGAAGAUGAUCCAUAUGAUGAUGCCUAUGAACAACAACAACUGCAGGAGCAACAGAAACAACAACAGCAGCAACAACAACAAUAUUACGAACAACAACAACAGCAGCAACAACAGCAAUACCGUCAACAGCAGCAACAACAAGAACAGCAACAACGGCAAUCACAACAACAACAACCACCUCAGCCACAAUAUCGAAGAAGUUCAAGUCCACAAAAAGAGGUAGGUGGAAAACCUCCCCAGCAAACGAGUCCUGCCACAACCGAAGAAAGUGUAAGCGAAACUAACAAUGCCAAUGGUUCGUCAUCGAAAGCCUCAACGCCUUCUCAGGAACAAGUACUACACUCACCAUCGCCAAAAUAUAAUCCAACACCAAAAGAAAAUCGUCUAUCGUAUCACCAAUAUGAUAGAUCACCUGAUACAGAUCAGGAAAGUCCACAUGGUGGAGGGUUUCGUGAAAGGGCACCCAUACCACCCAGUGCUUCAACGCAUUCCAUGAAGGAAUAUUAUCAAUCAGAUCGCCCCUCAUAUCCAGCCCAUUAUCGCCAUAGCCAAUCGGAUCUAACCGAAUGGGAUGAACAUCAUCAGCCACAUCAUGCCUCCCAAAAUCCCUAUGGCAGUACAGCGGCUUUACAUCACAUGGGUCAACGGCGUAGUGCUGGCACAGAACGUCCCGAACCUGUAGAUCGUUAUGCCUAUAGAAAUGGCCGGGAGAAUGGCGAUUGGGAAGAUGAGAGGCCCAGACCAAGGCGACCCGAUGGCCGUUAUGCCGACUCAGCCAGCACAGUAUCGACAGCAGUUCUAAAUCAUUAUUCCGGCUAUCAUCGGAGACCUAUUAAUAGAAGUUCCAAUUUACUCUCGGCCACAUUGUGUCUGGUGAAAGAGCUGGACUACCCCAGUCUGGAAGUUGUUGAGCAUGCAGUACGCUGUCGCAUCGAUGAGUUGGCAGCCGAAUGAUGAUGAACACGAGCCUCCUGUUGAGCGGAUGGGGAAUUGCCAAACAAAUGAUUAAAAGAAACAAGAAAUUUUCCUUUCGAAUAUUAUUAACUAUUAUUUUUUAAUUCCUUUUUUCAUUUGUUUAAUGAAUGUAAUUCAAAUUAACACCGACACACACACAACAAUUUCAUUGUGAAAAAACCUAUUCCCUUAAAAAAAAUUAAAAAAAUAUUUGUUAUUAAUUUAUUAAUAAUUGCAUUAUUAUAAUAAUUAGGAAACGAUUUUUUUAAUAUUUAUCAUUAAAACAUACACACUAAAUUAGAAAACUUAGUUAGAAUUACUAAAUGAGGGGUUCAAAUGGAAAAUUUGAAUUUAAAAAGAAAUAAUUAAUUAAUUAGAACAAGAAAAGACACAGAAAACAAACAACAAUUGCUUUAACAAAUAUUAAUGAUGAUGAUGAUGUACUUACAUACAUAUAUACUAUAUAUUUUUUUAUUUUAAUUAAGAACAAUUGUCUAUAUUUUUAUUUAACUUUUUUUACAAAAGCAAAGAAACAAAAACAAAACAAAAGAUAUUUUUAAUUGUAAUAAAAAUAUUAACGAAUAGCCUAACCUAGCAACAAAUAACAAAUCUAAUAUGAAAUUUACAAAACAACAAACAAAAAAAUAUAAAUAAAAAAUUAACCCAGAGAGAGAUUAACAAAUAACGUUUAAAGAAAAUAAACGGCUUGCCAAUUAAAAAUUUAAAUAAAAA